CUAAUACUGGGCUCUAUGCAGUUGAUUGACGUCACCAUCACUAGUUUUAACAAGAGAAUCUUCUAUUGUUUUCCAUCUUAAACCAUGUGUCUGCUCUCUGCUCAUUCUUUCAACGCACCUUGAUAAUGACAGAAUGAUUGCGUCUCUAACAACCUUGUACAAAACUACAUGUACACAUUAAAAAAUAUAUUACGUGCAACUGGUCUUCCUGUUUGAUAUAUAUAUAUAUAUCCCAUAUUCGCGUAAUUUCAUUUCAGUCGUUUUUAUUCCACUUCUCCUCCAAUUUAAGAAUCGAAAGUAUAUUUAUUAUGCCAGCAUUGUGAAAUUUAUCAACAAAGCCGGUUUUCAAUUUAGUUGGGUUUAUGCUAGAUUGCCAUCUAGCAAAUCUUCACCAACAGCCAUCACUUAAUAAUACCCACGUGUCAGUCUAAAAAAUCUUAUUGUGAACGAUAAAUUAAUGGAAGAUCCUCACAAACCAUCACCAUCACCCGUGGUGCAUGUCCGUGGUCUGUCUGAGACUGUGGUAGAGCAAGAUUUGGUUGAUACCUUGCAAAACUUCGGGUGCAUUAGUUAUGUUAUCAUGAUGCCAAAGAAAAGACAAGCUCUGGUUGAAUUUGAGGAUAUAGCCGGAGCGACUGAGUGUGUGAACUAUGUUCAGUCCAAUCAACUUUAUGUUAGUGGUCACCCUGCUUUCUUUAAUUUCUCUACCAGUCAGAAGAUCCAGAGACCAGGUGGCCCAGAAGAUAUGCGGACUGCAAACCAUAUUUUGCUCUUUACCAUUUUAAAUCCACAAUAUCCGAUCACUGUGGAAGUGAUGCAUACAAUCAGUUCUCCAUAUGGGCAAGUACAAAGAAUUGUUAUCUUCAAAAAGAAUGGUGUCCAAGCAAUGGUUGAAUUUGAAACUGUUGAUCAAGCAAAACGUGCAAAGCAGGCUCUGAAUGGUGCAGACAUUUACUCUGGUUGCUGUACACUCAAGAUUGAAUAUGCAAAGCCUACAAAAUUGAAUGUUGUCAGAAAUGACAAUGAAAGUUGGGACUACAGCAAUCCUUCUCUCGGUAAGAGUCCUGUGGUUGCUAAAAAUCAGCCUUUGCUGCAAGAUCCGCGCUAUGCACCAGGGCCCACUCCCUAUGGUGAGUGUCCUCAAUCACCAGAAGUUGGACUCUUGGGGAAUCAUCCAGAUGUGCGAAGAGGUGGUGGUGGUGGUCCUGGAAUGGGUCCUCCACCUGGUGGCCAUGGCGGUGGCUAUGGUGGGCCAGGUCCCAUGUAUGACGGUGAUAAUUAUGACAACUAUUGUGGUGGCGGAGGAGGGGGCAGAGGUGGUUAUGGCAUGCAAACUGAGCGUUAUGGACCAGGCAGCACUGGAAUUCUUGAUCGCUAUGGUGCUCCCCCAAUGCCACCUUAUGAAGAUCCUAACUCACGUAUGAUGGGGCAACACCCAAGUGGUGGUGGAGGUGGUGGUCCUCAACAAGGAGCAGUACUUAUGGCUUAUGGCCUUAAUAUGGAUAAAAUUAACUGUGAUUCAAUUUUCAAUUUGUUCUGCCUUUAUGGUAAUGUUGUACGGAUUAAGUUCUUAAAGAGCAAAGAAGGGUCAGCAAUGGUCCAGAUGGGGGAUAAUCAAGCAGUGGACAGAGUCAUUCAGAAUCUCAAUAACUGCUACUUUGUUGGUAAAAAGAUACAACUGGGAUAUUCUAAGCAGGCUUUUCUGCAAGAUGUUCCUAAUCCACAUACUCUUCCAGAUGGAUCUCCAUCAUUCAAAGAUUUCAUGGGUAGCCGAAACAACCGUUUCACUAACCCAGAAGCUGCAAGCAAGAAUCGUAUUCAAGGGCCUGCUAAAGUACUACACUAUUUCAAUGCUCCACCCAAUAUAACAGAGGAUGAAAUCUGUCAGGUGUUUACAGAUGCUGGAGCAAAGAGUCCUGUAAGGAUUAAACAGUUUCCUUCCCGUACGGAAAGAAGUUCUACUGGGCUGGUUGAGUUUGAAACUAAAGCCGAUGCUAUUGAAGGCCUUGUGGCUUGUAACCAUCAAAGUAUUCCCAAUCCUAAUGGCAAGAAUCCAUUUGUCUUCAAGCUGUGCUUUUCUCAGACCCCUAUAAUGGGUUAAGCUGGGUCUCUAAAUUUAGGAGAUUGCAACCAUGGUUGAUAUAAGCUGUAUACUUAACCCAUAUAUGUCUAUUUGUCUUUAUUGAUGAUAAAAUGUCUAGAAUCAUAUGAAUUAAAUGGAAGCAAGAGAACUCCUCACUCAGGCAUUUUACUUCACCUCCUCAUGUUCUCCAAAGCUAUGUAGCUACCAUUAUUCAUGUCUUAGUUCUUCUCAUCAUUCACAUCAUAAUUAAAAAAAAAAUUUAAAAAAAAGAUUGACUCCAAUUUUUAUUUCCUCCUUUUUAUUGAGAAUACUUUAAAUUCCUCAUUUUUACAUGUUUCAUUACUGGGAAGUUUGACUUUGGGCUUGCUUUUGAGGUUGACAAUGAACGUGGUAGCCCAUUCUAAUGUACUUUUCUUUUUCUUUUUUUUUAAGAAUGUAUCAAAUAUUGCUCUAGGUCCUGUCUCUGUUCCUGUCACUCAUGAAUUUAUCAUUUUAGUUACAAUGUGUGUGUAAUUUGUGCAUGCACUGCUUCCUAUUUAUUGAUGGCCAGCAAAAUUUUACCAUUCUAAUGCUUAGUUUUUAACAUCAUCUAAACUUAGGUUAACAUUCAGUUAUGCACUGACUUCAUUUAGUUCUUUGCCUGCCAGUAUUAAAAUAAUACCCUUAGAACUGACUGCUGGGCAAUUCUUUGAAUAAACAAAUUAUAAUUUU
Messenger RNA from Octopus sinensis (East Asian common octopus), 2794 nucleotides. RefSeq names its product heterogeneous nuclear ribonucleoprotein L. Gene Ontology annotation, molecular function: mRNA binding. Gene Ontology annotation, cellular component: nucleus. Bases 458 to 2101 code for a protein of 547 amino acids. The transcript is spliced from 18 exons. Gene Ontology annotation, biological process: mRNA processing; regulation of RNA splicing. The record is from RefSeq and is a predicted model, not a curated record. NCBI's taxonomy places the organism in Eukaryota, Metazoa, Mollusca, Cephalopoda, Octopoda, Octopodidae.